AUGGCAGCACAACGUUCACGAUGGCAGCACACCGUUCACGAUAGCAGCACGCCGUUCACGAUGGCAGCACACCGUUCGCAAUGGCAGCACAACGUUCGCAAUGGCAGCACAACGUUCACAAUGGCGGCACACCGUUUACGAUGGCAGCACAACGUUCACGAUGGCAGCACACCGUUCACGAUAGCAGCACGCCGUUCACGAUGGCAGCACACCGUUCGCAAUGGCAGCACAACGUUCGCAAUGGCAGCACAACGUUCACAAUGGCGGCACACCGUUGACGAUGGCAGCACAACGUUCACGAUGGCAGCACACCGUUCACGAUG
This is a messenger RNA of Paramuricea clavata, 323 nucleotides long. The record is from the annotation of a GenBank genome assembly. NCBI's taxonomy places the organism in Eukaryota, Metazoa, Cnidaria, Anthozoa, Malacalcyonacea, Plexauridae.